AAGGUUUUGUGCAAGUUUUAAAUGCGACGCAUAUUAAUUUAAUCGAUGGACAAUAAUAAGAAAGAAAUGGCUUAAAGAACUCUGAUCAGGUAUAAUAUUAUGAAUAGCAUUAGAAAAAGCUUCAGACAGAAGUCGAAGAGCAUCCUUGGAGAAGGAUCGUUUGGAACGUCGCACAAGGUGGUAAAGGAUAAUGCCGUGGUAGUGAAGAAGAUAUCUGUCGUAUCAACGGAUCAAGAAAUGGAUACCUUCUGCCAAGAAUAUCAAAGGCUUGGAAAUUCCCUAAAGGAAAAAAUCUAUUUCGCAAGGCUCCACAGCGUUAACUUGACAACAAGAAAGGGUCAAUCUCGCCUGGAGUGUGUAACGGAGUUCAUGGAGUAUAAUCUCCCUAGUUUCAUUAAUCGUGAAGAUACAGCACCCAAGAUAUUCGUUGAAGAUAUCUCAAGGAUAACUAGACAAGUUGCUAAGGCUUUAAAUUUCUUACACGAUCCAGAACAGGGGACUAUCAUCGUACAUCGUCACCUCACACCUAACAACAUUCUUAUUAAGAUUGAAGAAACAGGGAAGCUUCGGGCAAUGAUUGCUGAUGCGGGUCUGGCUCAGACAUUUGAAAAAUCUUUUGCGUCGAUGAAAAUAACGGUAGAUGAGGACAGAUACAUGGCUCCUGAGAUACACGGAAACAUUUGCAACCAGAGGAUGGCGGAUAAAUUCAGCCCAGCCGUCGACGUAUUCUCCUUGGGGAUUAUAUCGCUGGAAAUGUGUAUUGGACAACCCCCUGAACCUCUUCUGACCAGCCAACAAGUUCAAAGCGAUCUACAAAACAUGGAUGACCAUCAUCCUCUGAAAGGACUUUUGCUAUCCUGUUUACAAGUGAACCCAGAUGACAGAAUCUCCGCUCUAGAGGUUGCUCGAAGAUUAAAACGCGAUGAAAAUUUUAAGAAUGAUGUUAUUCGAUACGACAUCCAAGAGAUGAAAAAGGUCCUAGUUUCUCAUUACGAUGUAUGGAAGGCUGUUCGAGCAAGGACUAUCGAGAAUAUACAAGAACGAGAUUUAGAAGAUGUCAUCAAAAAUCUGAACAAGGUUCAUCGAAAUGUAGGCAUCGCUAAAGCCUCAAGCUCGACUGCUGCAUUGAUCGGAGGAGGCAUAGCUCUUGGGGGAUUCAUAGCUUCAUUUUUCACGGCUGGUAUUGCAAUACCGGUCAUGAUUGCUGGAGCAGCAAUGGCAGCAACUGGGGGCCUAUUUACCGCAGGAUCACAAGCAACUGGGAAAGUCAUAUCAAGAGCACAACUAAAGAACAUCCGUGGAGACAUUGCAGAUGACAUCUUGGAGAGUCAGUCUCUUCGCAAAGACUUUGACAAGUUUGACGCAUUGUUUGAAAGAAAUUUUGAGAGAUAUAUUUCCCAAGACCAAGAAAGACAGGACGAAGAGAUAUACGGCUGUUUAAAAAAUGUCUUGGAUUUACCAAACUUUGACGAUUUCAUGUUAAGCAACAAUAUGAAGGUUGGGGGAAUAAGAAGUGUCUUUUCUGCCUUCACGGCUGCUUCGUUGACAACUAAUGUCGGUGUUCAGGGGACUCGAUUAGCGACGGCCGCUUUUCAAACUCUUUCAGUGGCAGGUCGGGCUGCACAUCUCUUGGGUGGAAUCAUGUCAGCCAUAUCUAUCCCUAUAGAUAUCUAUUUCAUCUAUACGUCUAUCGAUGAACUCAAGAAAGAAUCUGAGUCAGAGGCUGCCAAAGCUAUUCAAGAAUUAAAUGAAGGAAUGGUUUUGAAUGAAAGAAGCUCAAAAGAUUUCGUUGAAGAUUACAUUAACAUGAAAGUGCAUACCCUAAUAAGGGAAAGACAGCAUCAGCGUCAAAUACAUCAGAAUGAAGCACAGGAACACGACGAAGGCGAACAAAACAUAGGUGGACUGACCAUGAUAGGCAUAGAAAAGAUGGCAGGACCAGAAGAUUAUGAAGGCUUCUAUGUAGGAAAUAGCUGCUUUUACGCGUGAAGUAUAGUGCCGCAAAAUACACCCUUUCUCAUUUCAUUUCUCCAAUGAUCCACUCCCCUCCUUUCCUAAACGCCCACUCUUACAGUACAUUCUGCCCAUUGCCAAUGUUUAUUGGAGAGUUUUGCCCGCAGGCUGGUGCCUCACAAGAGAACACAGGGUCCCCAUCGAGGUACAUUAUUGCACCAAUUUCCAACCCCGUAAAAUCCCCAUACCAAUCAAAAAUCAACCCAUUAAGAAAUCCUUAGUAAAGGCCAGACACUAGAUGUAGUCAUUGCCAGGGUUUUUUACGUCCUCAGUGAUUCUUUUACGUCCCUCCUUUUAAGCGUCAGGUAGCGCGGAGAGCCGGACGGAACCGCCAUUUUACGUGGUCAUUCCAGCCACGUGUACGAGCCGAGUUUGUAUUGCAGUGCAUUGUGGGACUGCUUUAGGGGACGCGCGCAAUAGAUGAUGUCUCGGAAAUAUGUCCCACAAUGCACUUCAAUGCCAACUCGACCCAGUUUUUCUCAACCUCGGAAUGGCUAAUAAGACAGUAGGGUGUAAAAGUAAUAGCCAAAAAAAGUAGUUUUAAACUAGGGUUUUAAACUAGUUAUACUUUUGGCUGUCGUUAUUGUUGCUUGUUCGUUAGAAGAUUCUAGAAUAAUGUACAAGUGAUAGAAAUUCUAGAAAGUUCUAGACCUAGAUAAGUUUUAUGCUUAAAGUUAAGCAUAAGUUCAUAUUUCAGAACGUUCUAGAAAAUUAUUAAAAAUAGGCAUGAUGUUGCUGCAUGCUGCUCUUAGGCAGGGCCUUACGCUUUUGUUGCGACUGUUGCUGUUGUUGGACGUAAGACUGUUUUUGAUACUACUGCUGCUGCUGUUGUUUAUCAAGGUCGUUGCUAUUGUAGCUGCUACUGUUGUUGGUGCUGCUGUCGUUGCUGUUGCUGCUAUUCUUGCUACUGUUAUUUAUAUAUUAUUACUAGUUUUGUCAGCACUGAACAGAAUCGGCACCACUCACCUUUAUCUUGA
Messenger RNA from Actinia tenebrosa (Australian red waratah sea anemone), 2990 nucleotides. RefSeq lists its product as uncharacterized. Gene Ontology annotation, biological process: protein phosphorylation. Gene Ontology annotation, molecular function: protein serine/threonine kinase activity; ATP binding. NCBI's taxonomy places the organism in Eukaryota, Metazoa, Cnidaria, Anthozoa, Actiniaria, Actiniidae. The record is from RefSeq and is a predicted model, not a curated record.